AAUUCUACAAAACUUCCCGUCCUAAAACCUGAUGCCAUCCUAAUGACGGCUGAUUCCGUUGCCGUAUACGAUAAAAGCUAUGAUAAAUACAAAAAUGUAUUUAGAUUAGUAUGUCCUCAAGGUCAUCAGUAUUUAUUUCAAGCUGAAAAUGAAUCUGAGAUGAAUGAUUGGAUAUCAAAAAUUAAUUACGCAGCUACAUUUAAAACCGUUGGAUUAAAAAUUAGAAAUGUUAGGAGUGGUACUACUGGUGGCAUGUCAAGUUUUGGUUCGACAUUACAUAACAUUCCUGACGUUAAUGAAAAUGAAAAUGAUAUGGGUGCCGGUGUAGGUAAUGGAUCUGUGCCUAUUGAUAAAAAGAGAGAAGAAAAAGAUGUUAGUAAAAAACAAUCAGAAAGAGUUGCUAGAUUUGGAAAUUCUGGAAUUACCAGAAGAGACGCCAAAAAAGGUAGUGAUAAGUUUAGAACUUUGUUUAGGUUAAAAGAAGAUAAUGCUAAAGAUGCACAAGGACGAGCUAACUUGCUACGCAUCGAAGAACUUCAAGGAAAAAUUUCAACUUUAACUUCUCAACUCCAAAAUGAAGUUCGGCUUCGUAACAAUCUAUUUCUCAUGAUUCCUUAUAGAGCAUCAACGCGAGAUCGAAUAAUACAAAUUGCAAUUACAGUAGCAACCAAACUUCGACACACAUGUCUAGAAUUAUCUAGACUUGUAUGUUAUCAUGAAAUAUUGGAAAAAGAUUUAUGUGCUACAGUAAUGGAGGAUGAUAGACUUUGUGGUGAAAGCAGUUCAGAAGAUAAUAGUAAUUUAAUUGGAUCUAUAACGAGUGGUGAUGGUGUUUCAGCUAUGAUGUCGAUGAUGAAUACUGAAAAUAAGGAUCAAUCUAAAAAAUUGUUGGACAUAGAUGAUAUUAAAGAUAUAGCCGAUAUGACCAACAUAACUAAAACUUUUGGUUAUAAAGAAGGUGAUUCCACUACAACAGUUAUCAAAUCUUCAGAAUCACCAUCAAUAAUUAUCAGAACUGAAAAUAAUAACAUUAAUAAAGUUGAUGUGAAAGACAAAGGCAAGGAUGAAAGAAUUCAAACUGUACCAAUUUCAUUAUUACCAAAAAGUUCUACAUCUUCAUUAUCUUCUAUGCAAUAUUCAAGUAACGGUGGUGAUAGUUAUGGUGGAGGUUCAAGUCAAACUACUGUUUCCCAACAUGAUGAAGAAGAUUUUGUAUAUCAUCAUGAAGAUGCUUCAGAAUUUGACUUGAGAUUUGAAAGAGAUAAUACCUUGGAUGAUAGUAAAGUUGAUGAAAUAUUUACUUAUGUAAAUAAGGAUUUGCAAACAAUAGAUCCUAAAAUUCUAGAAGUUGUAUCCAUAGUGGAUAAUAGUCCAUCAGAUGUAUUUAAUAAUCUUAUCAGUGAAGAUGUGUCAUUACCAGUAGUGGAGACAAAUAUACAAAAAUCGGUUAUGACCAUAAUGACUCCCAUAAUUAUAGAUGAUGAUGAUGAGGUGGUGGUUAUUGAUGAUGAUGAUGAUGAUGAGGAGGAUGAUGAGGAAGAAGAGGAGGAAAUAUUUGUAGAUAGUUAUGAGUUUAGUGAUGAUGAUUCGGACGAUGAGUUUGUAGAUGCUGAGGAAUUUGUAGAUGCUGAGGAAUAUAUUGAUACCAAUUGGGAUUAG
Racocetra fulgida is the source of this 1659-nucleotide messenger RNA. NCBI's taxonomy places the organism in Eukaryota, Fungi, Glomeromycota, Glomeromycetes, Diversisporales, Gigasporaceae. The record is from the annotation of a GenBank genome assembly.